Molecule: messenger RNA, 1460 nt
Organism: Archocentrus centrarchus (flier cichlid)
Lineage: Eukaryota; Metazoa; Chordata; Actinopteri; Cichliformes; Cichlidae
Exons: 7
Coding region: 81-1460 (459 amino acids)
Biological process (GO): negative regulation of T cell proliferation; immune response; cell surface receptor signaling pathway
Cellular component (GO): external side of plasma membrane
Source: RefSeq, a predicted model, not a curated record
GUGAAAGUAAGCAGGAGUUUGAGAGCCGCAGUCACGGAUUGUUCUGUCGGUGAGGAUCAGAUUGAAGUUUUUCCUGCAGGAUGAAGAUGCUGCUGCUCCUCUUACUCGUUUCCCAGCAUGCCUCAGGGGCAGAGGUGGAGGUGUUUGAGGGGGUGGAGUCUAUCCUGCUGCCCUGUCAGGUAUCAGCUGAUGUUUCCAGGGACUCCACAGCAGCAGUGUGGGACCGCAAGGACCUCAACAUCCCAACAGUCCACGUGCGUCUGCAGAGCGGUGAUGAUCGGGAACAACAAAACAAUCGUUACAGCGACCGAACAUCAAUGAGAGCUGACGCUCUGCAGACUGGAGACCUCAGCCUCACUCUGAGGAACCCUACAGUCUCUGACAGUGGAACCUACGCCUGCACCACCCGCAGGCUUGGACAAGAUCAGACCAAGAUCCAUGUGCAGCUGAAGGUCACAGAACCUCCUCCUCCAGCCUGGACUAAAGUUCUACCUGGUGUCCUGGUUCCUGUGGUUCUCCUGGCUGCUGGAUUUGGUGUCUUCAUGUAUUAUAGAUAUAAAAUUAUGAAGAGCAGAAAAGAUUAUCCAUUGGAGAUGGUGGAGGUGACACAGGAGGAGAAGUCUGUCCUGCUGCCCUUUAAAUUCACAGAAGAUCUUCCUCAGGACGUCAGAGUGGAGUGGAAACACAGGAACAUGAAGGUCCAUGAGUAUCAGAGCAACCCAAACCAACCUCUGCUACAGGACCAGGAUCACAGAGAUCGCACAGAGAUGAAUGAAGAUCCACUGAGAGCUAAAGACCUCAGUCUGACACUGAAAGACCCCCAACUUAGUGACCAUGGUGGCUACACCUGCACCGUCUACAACAAGGGUGGAGACAUCCUGCUACACAAAGUGGUGUCACUAAAUGUCACAGUUCCUGAGGUGCAGAUGGUGGAAACAGCUAAAGGGGUGCAGUCUGUCGUGCUGCCAUUUAAAGCUGAAGUCAGAAACCCUGAGGAUGUGACAGUGGAGUGGAAACACAAAGACAAGAAAGUCCACGAGUAUCAGAGAGGACAAAACCAGUCUCACAUACAAGGACGCUCAGAGAUGAACACAAACCCGCUGAGAACUGGAGACCUCAGUCUGACCCUGAAACACCUCCAACUUACUGACAGUGGAGUCUACACCUGCACCGUCUGCAACAAGGAUGGACUCAUGGUGCUACAGAAAUCAGUGACUCUCAGUGUCAGAGACUACCAGACAGGGGUGGUGGAGGUGACACAGGGCCAGAAGUCUGUCCUGAUACCGUUUAAAAUCACAGAUGAGCUUCCUCCAGAGGUCAAAGUGCAGUGGAGACUCACUCACCGUGAAGACAAGAUGUUCCUCUUGUAUGACAGCAGCCAGAAACAGCCUCUCUCACAGGAUCAGCAAGGAUGGACUCAUGGUGCUACAGAAAUCAGUGACUCUCAGUGUCAGAGGUGA